Messenger RNA from Lymnaea stagnalis (great pond snail), 14027 nucleotides. The record is from the annotation of a GenBank genome assembly. NCBI's taxonomy places the organism in Eukaryota, Metazoa, Mollusca, Gastropoda, Lymnaeidae.
UUUACUUUCAAAACAAUACAAUAGUAAAGAAUCGAAAGAGUUAAGAGCUUGACCUCACCUACCCAUGUACCUUUACCCCAGUCUAGCCAUGGACAGAAGCAUUUAGCUUUGUUUAUCAGUAGGGGAGGGGGGUGAGAAUGAGCCAGUAUAGUAUAGUACAGUUUGAAGAGAUGGGUCUUGAGGGCAGUUGAAGGCUGGGAUGGGUGGAAUAUUGCUGAGGUGUAAGUGGCGGUAAAAGUGCAGUUCAGGUGCGUAUAUUAUUUCUGUUUGAAUCUCUUAUUUUCCCGUGUAAACUUAUGUUAAUUCUUUAUAAAAAGUAUUUUAAAAGUUAUAUAACCAUCUUUUUAUUGGAAUACAACAACAAUUUAACAAAUUUUACGAGAUAAAAAAAAGUACAUUUUUAUGAAUCUUUCGUGUUUUACGGAGCCAUUGUGGUAAAUCAAGGAUAACUCUUCUGUCUUUAAAUAGACUUUAUAAAAGUUGCCCAAUUGGAUGAAUCUUGUUGAAAUAAAUGAUGUAUUUAUUUUAUAACUUUACUAUCAACUAUAACUAUAUGCCUGGGGCUGCAUUCAGACAAAAACAUCUGUUCCGUCCUUUUAGUUAACAUUGCUAUUAAACGAAAUGUCAACAACAAGACUAUAGUAAAAAUAAUAAUAAUUAAUUUGUCUCCUUUUAAAAACAAUUAAAAUAACUUAUGUAAACCUUUCGUUUUUCCCGUUUUCCGAUGGCACCCGGAAGGAUCAUGAUGGGAUCCCGAACCCGAUGUGAUUCCGAUAGAAUCCUGGUCAUGGUGGGAUCCCGAUCCCGGUAAGAUACCGAUCCCGGUGAGAUCCGUUUCCGGUGGUAUCCCAAACUAAAUGAGAUCCCAAUCCGGUGGGAUCCCGUUUCGGUAAGAUUCCGAUCCCGAUAGGAUUUUGAUCCUAGUGAGAUCCUGAUCCCGGUGGGAUUACCGUGAGUUAAUCCAGAUUAUCCAGUGGGUUACCGAUCCUGGCGGGAUACCGGUUACGGUGAGAUUCCGUUUCGGGUGAUAUGCAGAUCCCGGUAAUUAUGGGGAGCUCACAUACUUGACCCAGCUUACAAGCCACAUUGCAAUUGUUACGAGUGCCUUAGGAGAAAUUCCAGUUGUAUUAACGUUAUUUGUUGCCCCACAAGGUGCGCGUUUAAACCAAAUGCUGCACCAUUAAAAAUGCCUGUUGCAUCAACAAUUUUAGUUAUUGUUUCUUGGUCGUCCUGCAAUUUUAAACAAAAUGAUCCUACAACCAGCAAUACCGCAAAGCCAAAACGAGUCCAUCUUAUAAUAUAAAAAAAAUAAUCACUAGCCCUCACUUUACUCAGCGCAAAUCAGUCACCAGUAAUAAGCGCAUUUGCAUACGAAAAAAGAGGAGGGGGUGCUCAAAUUAGAGCUGACCAAUCACGGACAGCGUAUUAGCAGCCUUCAGGGUGAUCAGCUUCACACCAGGUCCAGGACAAUGAUGACGUGUGUGUCCACUGCUUAGUCAGUGAUCCACUUCUAAUCUGCCCCCCCCCCUUCCCCGACUCGACUUCAAAGGACAACCCCUAUAUUCCGAGCUCUCUGAGAGGGGAAAAAAAGAAAGUGGGGGGGGGCGCGCUUGUGCGUAAUGAAGAAUCUAGUAUUUCAUUCUUUUUUGUGAACAUGCUUAGUUUGAAAAUUUCGUUUAGCAUACUAACUUAUAGGUGGCUAAAAAUCUGGCAUAGCGUAAAAAGAAAAAUACAAACAAAUGGGGGCUGUGACACUUUGGUUGGGGGAUGUUUAAAGACUCUUUAGAAGUAAAAUAAAAAGAAAAGAUGCGAUUUAUAAUCCAGAAUUAGUUAACUAUAACUGCCUGUAUUUAAUUAUUAAAGAAUACACGUAAGUUUACAUGAUAAAUUUUUUUUUAAAUACGAAAUGCGCUAAGAAAUAAUAUACGCACCUGAACUGCACUUUAACCUAAGUGGCUUAGUAAGUGAAAUGGGAGAGAAUUCCAUUGUUUGGGGGCACAGAAAGAGAAAGAUCGUUCACCAUAUGAUUUAGUACGUGUUCUGCGUACAGAAAGAAUAUGCAUGUCUGCAGGGGAACGAAGCUUGCGAAGGGGUGAAUAGACAGAAAGAAGUUCAGUAAGAUAGAAAGUAAAGGGGAGGAACCAGAGACAAAUUUUUGACGGAGAACAGACAGCUUGUAAUCAAUGCAUGCCUGAGUAUAAGGAGCCAAUGUAGUGAGUGAAGUAGUGGAAAGACGUGAUCAGAUUUCUUUGCCACUUUAGAACUAACCUAGCAGCUGAGUUUUGAACUUUCUGCAGUUUUUAUGAAAUGUAGUAUUGGUGAACCUGACAGAAGAGAGUUAUAAUAGUCAAGACGAGAGAGAACAAGAGCACAGACUAGUGUUUUUGUUGUGCAAACUGUGAUGCGGAUUUAGGGAUUGAAUGGGCCCAGGCUUCUGAAUAAUGAAUGACGCAGAAAGCUAUUAAGAAAUUUUAGUCACGUGAGACGUGUCCCAAAAGGACCUAUUAUCGAUAAAGGUUGUUUUUGUAGUAAAUAAUUUGAUAUACACUGGAAAUUCAGCAUAUUACACCAUAAUAAUUCAUUUUAAAACAAAAUAACUUAAUUUAAUACCACCAGGAUAUAUUUUUAAUAUGAUCUGAUGCUUUGAGUUUGAGGUAUUGUUUUGGGGAGUGGAAUAAAUAGCCCUUCAUGCCUUAGCCUUAUUAUUAUUACAAUUAAUAAUAUUAAUAUAUUUAUAUUAGUUUUCUAGUAUUUUAGUCCUAGAAGAGUACAUUAUAUAGUAUUAUAAAUAUUGAAGUGGCUAUUUGUACCCGGGUACCAGAAGUGAGAGGUUGGGAUUAAAAUCUUUUUAAAAUUUUAUUAUUUUGUUUGUAAGACAAAAUGAGGUAUCAAAUGAAAGAUAAUGAAAACACGCAGCGUCACCAAUUGCACCCGCUUACCAUUAGACUUAAGCUAUUAGGAUGUCAUUUGUGGUAGUUUAUUUUAGUUAAACUGAAUAUUAAGUUUACAAACAUACAGUCCAUUCAAUUAUCUUUCAUUUGAUACCUGCGUUUGUCUUACAAACCCAACAAUAAUAUUUUAAAUAGUUUUUUAAUGCAAACCUCUUACUUCUGGUACCCAGGUAUGAAUAGUCGCCUUUAAGUAUAGGCUUAGCCCCACCCCAACUUAUUAUUUGUAGGACCUAUUGUUGUAAUUUUAUGUAAUGCAUUGAAUAUUUUAAUGAAUAUUAUGAUUCUUAAGGCAUAAAUUAAAUUAAAAUGUAAAAAACUAUUCACUUUGACCCCUCCACCCAAGACAAAAAUAAAAAAGGAGGACAAAAAAUUGGAUCAAGUAAAUACUUUUAAACACAGAGCUAAAAUUCAAAGUCUUUAGAAUUUGCAACUAAAGCUGGAAGUUGAUCUGGCUUACUCCAUGACUUAAAUACCAAAGAAUACGUCGCACUCCUUAACACUAACCUAAUCCUAGCACAAGCAGUUGCCCAAAAGCAGCAUAUAACAAGAAAUGCUAGUUUGCUGACAUCCUUGGUAUCAUUAAUACUAACUGUAGAUGAUAUAUUAAUUAUACAUAUAGGCUAACAGUUACUCCUCUACGCAAAUUGUCAUUGCUAAAUGACAAAAUAUGCCAUUCUUUACGUUAUAAUAAAAGAAUGCUAAUAUUUAUAACAGUUUUAAAUUUAAAGUAUCAUAGGCCUACUACAUGGCAUUUUCCUUUAUUUUUUACACAGAUUAUUGAAAGAUGUAAAAAAUGAUGUCCAUCAUAACAAGCCUACAGCUUAGAUUUGGAUUGAGAGAGCUGUUUUAUGCAAGUCUAUGCAUUGUACUGGGUUACCUUCUCAGAGUACGUGAUUCUUACUCUCUUAACCCAGUGUGGAGAAAGCGCAGUGAGGUCUCCAAGUUUGCCAAUGGCAAAUUCAUGACUGAUGCUGACCGGUGUCCAUCACCUAUAGUUACAGAUUUGGAGGGAGACGGUGUCAAUGAAAUUGUACUUUUAUCAAAUGAUUUGCAACAUCUAAAUGUUCUAGCAAUGCCAUCACCAAGUGAAAGAAAUGAUAGGACUUUGGCUCAUGUUGUUGUUAAAUACAGAGUAGCGCUUUUUCUGAAUGAAAGAAUGAAAGGACACCUCUCAAAGCCACAUGUGAUGAAUGUAGGUUUUGUUGAGCCAUAUCUGUCCAUAAUGCAAAUAAGAAAGCAGGUAAGAGAGAAGCAGAGUCCUGUAAUGUUGAAGUUGGGGACUAAAAUAUUUUUUUUAUCUGUGUACAUAAAAAUAAAUUUUCUUUGUUUUAGAGGGUGGGGUUUAAAUAUUUAUAGAAAAAUUGAUACACUUAUCCUUUUAAAGCAGUCAUUUUAUUUUCAUCAAGGUUUUCUAAAUUUCUAUAGAAAAGCCUCACUUUAAACGCUCUGACUGAAUCAUUUGUUGUUUCAAUAUUUAUUUGACCCAGAUAAUAGUGGUAGUUACAGAUGACUGGCAGGUAUUGUGCUACAGCCACAAUCUCAAAUUACUCUGGCACCAGCAGCUUCAAUUGCCAGUCUCUGGCCUUCAGGCUGUUGAAGUGAAGUCAUUAGCAGUUUUGGUUUCCCCAUUUUCCAUAGAGAAAAAACAUAAAGGUCUGGUGGUUGUUGCUGGAAGUUUCAAGCAUAAAUCUCAUAAACCUGAUAUUUUUUCUGAGUAAGUUUACACACUAACAAACUUGUUUAAAAAAUGAUUAAGUCAUUUUGGAAACAUUAAUUACAUAAACCUAAGACUGUACUAUACUAUUGAAAUGUGUUUAAGGUAAAUAUUAAAAAAAGAUAUGGAAGGGGGGGGGGUGUGUUUAAAAUUGACAAUUUCUAUUUCAAGUGAAGUUGCUUUUUUUUUUUUAAAUUUCAGAUUGAAAAAAAGGGAAGACCAUUUGAUAAGAAAUGGCACCUUAAAAGAACAUUCAGAACCAGAGAAUGAAACAUUAACUCAAUUUUCUACAUUUGCUUUUAGUGCUUAAGUUGGCCUUUUAUACUAUUGAAAUGUGUUUAAGGUAAAUAUUAAAAAAAGAUAUGGAAGGGGGGGGGGUGUGUUUAAAAUUGACAAUUUCUAUUUCAAGUGAAGUUGCUUUUUUUUUUUAAAUUUCAGAUUGAAAGAAAGGGAAGACCAUAUGAUAAGAAAUCGCACCUUAGAAGCACAUUCAGAGCCAGAGAAUGAAACAUUAACUCACUUUUCUACAUUUGCUCUUAGUGCUUCAGAUGGCCUUUUACUUUGGAAGCAUACAGCUGGUGAUUUUGAGGAGACAAGCCUGGAUAAAAAGGCAUCUAUCUUAUCUAAAUAUAUAUAUAUAUUAAUAAUAAUAAAUAUUGCCCAAACAUAAAAUUGUUUAAUGCGUCAGUAGGUGUUAUCUAUAAUAGUCAAGGCUUAUUUUCACUUUUUAUUCUUUUGCCUUUAUUUCAAAAAUCGCUUACAGUUCAUUGUGGUUUUUGCUCAAAGGUAUAUAAAUAUUUUAUAUUGACCUAUUGUUCAAAACAGACAAAUAGUAUUGGUAAUAUUCACUGGAAGCUGGCACUACGUCACAAGAAAGCUCACAAAGGGGAAUCACCAUGGUCUGAUUAUGGUGACCAACUCAACCAAUUUCUGGUAAGUACUAACAUGUUGAAACAAAGUUUAAGGAAGAAAAAAAAAAUUGUUGACAAAUCAUAUUUCAGCGAAGGACGCCAAGUAGAACAAUGGUGGAUGGAGCGAACAUGUUUUAUUAUUCACAAAGUGAAAUUGCAUUUUCUUACUUCAAUAUUUUGUGUGUGUUAUGGUUAGUAAUGAUUGAUGGUAAUGAAGCAUGUAGUGGUGGAAAUACGGAAUUAAAAAAUAAAGAUCAGCAAAAUUUUAUUACAGCUCUCAUUGCGUAAAUUAAUCUUGUCAAAUAAAAUGAAUGAUGAAUUAUUUUUAUUUUUUACAUCAGUUUACUAUGAGUUUUUUUUAUCUUAUUGGCAUAGUACAGUGGUCGGCAAACUUAUUAGUCAAAAGAGUAAAAAAUCAGCAGCAGGCCGAAUAAAAAAAAUUUUGAGAGCCAAAUUACUUUUCAAGAACCUGUCAAGAGCCAUUUUUUUCGGAGUCAGUUUAAACUAGCUGCUAAACAUUAAAUACAACCAGAUAAUAAUAAAAAUCUUAUGUAUUGAAAAAAAAUACAAAAGAUGCAUUUAAUGUAGGGUGACGAAACAUCCUGUAAAAACGGGAUUGUCCCAUAAAAUUAAAAAGGGGAUUGUCCCGUUUUUUCACGAUGGUACCGUUGUCCCCACAAAGUCUCAUGGGGCACCUAAAUGUCCUGUUUUUUUUAACCAAACACAUUUUCUAAUCACUAAAACUUUCUAAUUUAUAAUAUAACUUCAAAUAAUAUUUUGGCUAGCUGUGUUGUGAUGUGGACUAGCUUGAUGGCUGCACCGUUCCCUUUCCUCCACCAGUGUCCCUGCCAUAAAUUUUAUAUGUAAAUGUAUAGCAAAAGACAUGAGACUUGAAGCCGCAGGGGGUGGGGGGAGGAUGUAACUGUGCAGAAAACUAUUUUGAUUCCACGACCGCUACGUGUAAUAUGUUAGUCUUGUGUGUGUGAUCCCUGCCGGUGUGUUCGAGUCAGAGUGACAGGUGGUUUUUUUUGGGUGUUGAACUUUAUUCUUUAAUUUUAUAUUAUCUUCUCAUGUAAACAAUAAUUAUGCCCAAGCGUCAAUGUAAGUUUAUGGAUGAGUAUUCCAAAGAGUGGAACUAUAUUAAAAAGGGUCGCUAUAAAAGUGAAGCCUAGUGCACAUUUUGCAAUAAUGUUUUUAGUAAUAGUCAUGGUGGACGUUCAGACAUAAAACAACACAUCACAUCCGUGAUACAUAGGAAAAGACUGAGUGCCCCAAGUAUAUUUCUAGGUUAGAUUUUAUAGUUAAAAUUAGCAUAUUUCAAUAAACAGUUCCUGGACCCCUCUUUAACUGGAGGGUAUUUCCCCCCCCCCCACCCACGAGAAAAGAUAACCACAACAAAACAACUGUCCUUGAGAGCGUCCCGUUUUUUCCAAAUAAUGAUUUGGUCACCCUAAUUUAAUGUAGCACCUUGAAUUUCCUUGGAAAGUUUUUAUAAUUCUGGUUUGUAUGUCGUUUUUAAUUUCAAGCAGGAUUCUAGAUUCUCAUCAGUAAGACGAUUUCUCAAUUUAUCUUUGAUGAGGUUCAUGCUUGAAAAUGAUUGUUCGCAUGAAUACGUAGAGCGAAAGAGCCGCACUCAGGUCACAAUCCGUGAUUUGCCGACCACUGGUAUAGCAAAUAGAAAUUUAUGUUUAAACAUUUAUAUUGUGUUAAAAUUUGUUUAAAAUACAGCCUCAUCUUUGGGCAGACAACUCGGACACAGAAAUAUUAAUGGCGAGAGUCAAUAAGCAGUUUGGUAAAACGACCAGAGAAUCUCAGGAUCUACAGGAUAGACUGACAACUCCUCCAGCAUCAGCUUUGUCGCCUGAACAUUUUAUUGGGUUUGCAUAUGGUGGUCAGAGGCCUCAUAGUGCUCAUGAACAUGUGAAAAAUCCUAACAGGUACACAGCAUUAAUCUACAAUUGAUAAUUUUUAAUUAUUUUAAUUACCCUUAAUCUUAUGAUCUGAUUAGUUAUGGUACUGGCGGCCAUCACGUGGGCCCUGCAACCACUUUGGCUGCAUGGGGUCUCGUAAAUAUAUGAAAAAAGGGGCCAAAAAUUAUGAUGUUGAAAAAAAUUGACUGUCAACUUUGAAAACAGAAAAGUGGCUCUGGCCUCCGAAAUGGAAAAGCUUAAAACUAUUUAAAAAGUCAUACUCUCAGUGGCGGUGAUUAGAAUUAGAGUAUGAUGUAGAGGAACGUUGUACAACUUUUUUUUGAGAGGAGAGCUAGAAAAAUGUAUGCCACAGUGAGUCAGAAGUUUACCACCAUCUGAACUAUAUUAUAUAGAUGUAGUCAUUAAUGACAUAUUAAUUAAUUAGGGAGCUAUUGACAUCACUGGCAUAUUGCAUAGAUAUAUUAAUUCAAUGACCUGUUGGGGGUGAAUCACUCAGGAAGAAAUUCAGUUUAAGAGUUUCAAUUAGUUUUCCUUCCACCAGAAAUGUGUAUGGGGAAUUUUAGCAGUUGAUAUAUUUUCUGUGCAAGAAAGAAUUCAAAUGACAAACCCUUUCCCCCCCCCCCCCCCCAUAACAGCAUUGUCAUUAGAUCUCCACAAGGUCUUCAAGUUUUAUCCUUGGUCACUGGUCAGCCAAGAGCAACACUGCAUUUUCCAGCUGACCGAUCUUUGUAUCUGGAUAUGGACAAAGAUGGCCAUAUGGAGAAGAUGGUUUGGGAUUUGGGACAGGUAAAUGAACAGUCAGUAGUUCCCAGCCCUUAUUAAUCUUCCUUUUAAAGUGUCAAUUUUUGUAUUCCUAUGAAGGUUAACAAUAAUUAUUGUUGCUUUUUGUUCCAAUGUAAUACUUAUUGGAUCAAAGAGUCGUUAAAGGAUUACUUUAAAUAUAGUUUUAGUGAUGAUGUCUAUUGUCUACAACUUGGCUAAAUCCAUUUAUAUUGUCUUUCGUUUAUGCGUCUGAUUGCCCUCCCCCCACCCCCUAUUUUCAGCUUUGUUUAAAGAUAUUUGCUAAAAUUGAAGUUUGUUGGAUUCCUCAAUCCAAAAACUCAUAGUGGCAAGUCGAUGUACUAGUUUUGUGCCAUCAUUGCUGAAGUUAUGAUGACGCAUUUUUUAUAGUACCCAUAAUACCUUCCCAUUUAUAAUAUGUACUUUUAGCACUACACCCCUUGCUAUCUGGACAUCUGGCGAAUCACCCCAGUACAAGAAAGGCUAGAGCAAAUAUCUUUGUGCGCCAGUAAGCGGUUGUUUUGGACACGUUCAUGGAGCCUGGAAGAGGAUAUUUAUAAGAAAAUUCCACCAAAAAUCAUAAAAAGGUUAACUUGACAUAGCAUGCAUUUUUUAGGUUAUGGUAGGCAAACGAAAGUAGUGCAAACUAUGCAUUAGCUUGGAUAUAAGACCAUUUAAUGAUGUUUUUAAAUAAAAUUUGUUAAAUCUCUCAUUUUCAUACAUUUUUUUGUUUUGCACACUUAGUUUAGCAAGAAAGACUGGUGUGUUGCGUCACUUUCUGGGACAUAACUUAUUCGAAGACAACACUUACGACAUAAUAACAUUUGGUGGUUUGGGGCGUGUGAGCUCUAUAGGUUUAGAUGGAACCAUUCAUUGGCAGGUAAUAGUAAUAGUCUCGAUGUUCAGCUGAAAAAUUGUAACCAUUUAUAUUUUAGUAAACUCACCAAACAAGUCAGCAAUGUCAGCCUACUUAUCUUAUACCUUGAAUUAGAUAUUGAAAUAAUAAUUCUCUUUGGUAUGCAUUUCAAACCAGCUCAGUGCUUGAAAAAAAUCUUCAAGACUUUUGCCAUGACCAUAAAUCAUUGCACAUUUCUUGAAAUCAGUUGCAUAAGAGUGGCAUUCAAAUAGUUUAUUGUUAGGCUUAAAAUUGUGCUUAUUCAAUUUUUUUUUUUUCUGUUGGUAGGUACUAAAUUAAGUUGAAAUCAACAGGUUUAUCUAAAUUAUUAUUGAGGUACUUAAUAUUUCCGACAAUUAUUUUCUAUUUGAUUUACAGACAUUGACUGAAUCAAAAUGGGGAGAUAUAUCCAUGAGUCUUCGCCGCUCAGGUGGGCGUCAGUUGUCUGACUCCAUUAAAGAAGAGUUCCUCCUUUCUUUUCAACCAGGAAGAGUCAUAAUGCCAUUGCAAGAAAUGGGAGCAAAGGUGCUGCAUUGACUUUUUUAACCCUAUAAUUUUCAUACCCCUUUCAGUGAUGUCACGGCUGAUUUAAUCGGCCGCUAGCAAAAUCGUCAUUAAAAAUGCAAAUGUUUUCAUGCAUAUUGUUUAAGGGGAAAGCACUCUAUAUAAAUGAGUUGGCUUCCCAUUUCCGUUACUAUCAGUUUGUUUACAUGCUUUAAUUGAGGUUUUUUUUUUUGUGUUAAUUGGGUGUGAAAUUUUAUCAAAUUUUUUUACCUCAACAAUGUCUGAUGCCGGAGAAGCCCCCCUUAAAUUUAAAAAUUAACACAGAAUUUCUUUAUUGGAAUUAUUUCUAUAAUGUAUUAAAAUGAAAGCAAAGAUUUCAGAGAUAUUCCAUGUGCUAGUAAUGCCAAUAUUAUCUCUAGCAGUGAUGUCGAGAUAAGUCAGAUAUUGACAAUUUUAUUCCUAAGCAUUGUCGUAUUGUUACAGACAAUUCUUUUGGGAAUGGGUGGAAAAAAAGACACAGAUUUGAUCCCAAGGAUCUACCCCAAAGAUAUUUUUGUUUGUGUAUGUUCUGGAGUAUUAAUUAAUAAAAAAUUGAUUUAAUAACUUCAAUUGAAAAGGAAUUUUUAAACUCGUUACGUUCCUUCCCCCUUGUAUUUUGUAUAACACAAAUUUGAAGGUAGUGAAUGAAACAAUUCACCACUAUCACAAUAUUCAAUGUAAGCAACUAUAACUUGACAUUUUCUGAAAGAAUAUUGCUUCUAGUAUUUCAAAAUUGUGAAUUUAGGAUAUUUUGAACAAAUUAUGGAGUAUUUAGGGUGGUUUGAAUUCAGAAGUUGAGUACUAAACUUUUACUCACUCUAUAAAGGUCAAUAUCAUUAACAACAUACAUUAUAUAAAAACAAAUUAUUUUCAUAUCAUAAGAUACCAAUGUACUUUCAGAAAAGUAUACUUUUAAGAGUCUCUGAAUUCAUUUAGUCUGGGAUUUUGUCAUUUUUGAGAAGCAGAUGGUAUUGCUAAAAAUGACUUGACGCUAUAGAAAAAAUUAAAAUGUUCUUGACAGUUAUAUGGUUAAAUAAAGUUUUAUAUUAUGAUAAAGUACGUGUUACUUUUAAUAUUUAAAAAUAAGAAUAUUCCCUAGGGAUAUAGUUCAACCAUUUUAGGUGGUGCCGGUAUUUAUAUGUUAUUAAACUUGCAUCCUGCGGAUUCUAAAAUGUUAUAUGUCUGAGGAAACAUAGUGGUAUUAACAAGUAAAAAAGCUAAAAAAUAUCUCUUACUUCAUUAACUCUUAUUUUACCUUCUUAACAAAACCAUCAACUAUUUUUCUUUUUACAAACAAUUUAGAUUGCAGUAGCAGUGUCAGGAUGGAAUACAUUGUCAAUUGUAGACCUUGUGGAAGGAACACUCCUUGCUCAACAUUCCAUACCCGCUCCAUCAACUGGUCCCCUGGUCUAUGGGGAUUUUGAUAAUGAUGGUAUAAUGGACAUCAUACUAACAUGCAAGAAAGGGUAAAUAAUUUUAACGCCUACUAUUGUGACACAAGACUCGUCUGUUGGUUUAUUAAAAGAAAAAUCUAAAAUUUCUGGACGUAACAAAUGAAGCUCAGUUUGCUGGGAAAUAAAGAAGCAUUAACUUUAUUUAUAACUAAGGCUCUCACGGGGGUACCCGCCUGAAGCUACCUGCUCUGGCAAUUCUUGGGUGCCAAAUUUUAAGAAGUUAUUUAAAAGAUAUAUAAAAAACCAUAAAAUUUCUAAUGAGAAUUAUGUUAUCGUAACCCUCUACUGCCAUUAGCACCCUCUGUUGUCACCAAAAUUCCUACCAGUGCAUGCCUACUACCCUGGGUGGUGGCACGUCAGUCGGAUCUUGACGUUUGAUGCUCGUUCGGGGCAGGUAGCAAAUAAGCUACCACACAUUCAUCUGUUAAAAUGUACUGCUGCUCUUGUGUAUGUUUCUAUCUUUUUUCGUUAAAAAGUUAUGAGAGAUCAGCAUGUCUUUUCAAGCUCAUAACAUAUGUGACAACAUGCCAAGUUGAUUAGACUACCAGGUUUAGACAGUGAAACAAUCUAACAGAUCAAUGUAGAAUUUAUUUAAAUUAAAGUAGAAAGUAAUAGUGAUGAUCUCAUAGUUGAAAUUAUAUCUGAAGCAGACUAUAAAAAUCAAUUUUAAAGAUAAUGAAUAUUAAAACCAGCUGGUAGAUAAUAAAACCAGCCAUGACCAGGAUGAUGGCCGGUGAACUUUAUGACCUGCUACAUUUCCUAAAAACUUGUCUGCUUCUGGGGGUACCCAGGCAGGUGUUUUUACAUUUUUUGAUAGCCCUAUAACUUAUUAUAAAUUUAUGUAUGUAGGAAUAGAAAACGGUUUGGCCUUCUUAUUUAUUUUUAGUGAUUUGUGGAGUGAGCAUUUCGAAUGUUGGGAGUUUACACCAGAGUUAGACAGGGGGGGGGGGGGGGGGGGGGGGUGUUAAGCGUGGGGAUGUUAGGUGUAUAGGGAUGGUCACAGCAGAGUUAAGAAACAGGCCUAAAUCAAAUUUGAGGCUAAUAGCAGUUGUCUUAUUUAUUAUUAAAAUAAAAUUUAGCAUCCUGCCCAUGAAUAAAAAUUGGAAGCACAUUUUUUAUAUUAAUACAUUUCAGAACUGGAUUUAAAAAAUGAAAGAAAAUUCAUAUGGUAUAAAAUUUGAAAAAAUAUGUGGUUUCUCAAAAUACUAUAUUUGCCAGCCUACAGGGCACAGCGGCUUAUAAGUCACAGCUCUAAAUUUUUAUACAUAUUUUAAAGAAACAAAUUCUGUUACAGCACCCCAUAUUUUAGGUGUAUUUUGAGGGGGAAAAGUGCACCCUAUAUGAGGGCAAUAAUUAUGAUAUACAAAACAGUUUUUUUUUAAAAACACCACUGUUUCACAAACAGUUUAAAAUAAAAAUAGUUUGAAGGGUUUUGAAAAUUCCAACUCUAAACUUAUUUGUAUGUUGCUAUGGCAGUGGAGGGUAGUCUGAAAAUAUUGUGGAUGCAACACUGGCAGUGGUCUCAAUAAUAGGACAUUUUUGCAUAUGUAAUAUCUUAGUUUAUGACAGUCAUAUAUGACCGCCGUCAAUGUUUCCUUUUCAAUACUUUCAUCACACACAACCCCAAGUAAUUAACAGUUUUUAAAGUAUGUUUAAGAGAGUGUUAGAAUAAUUAAUCAUAACUGCUUAUGUUAAAAUAAAAAUAUGUCUUACAUAAUAAAGAAUCAUAAAUCCUAAAUUGGAUAAAUUAAUUAUCCUUUUUAGAUGUAUAUUUUUUUUCAUUUUAAGAGUCAUUAAAAAUCUUUUCUUUAAUGUUCAAAACUAAUUCUGAAAAAUUAUUUGGAACUUUUUAUGUACCUUUGAAUAUAUUAUUUGAUUUUAUAAUAUAUAUUAUAAAUAAGCUGUUUGAUAAAGCUAUUUUUUACAUUCCAGAUAUAUUGGAUUUUCACUGAAGUUACAACACAACUAUGAGUUAACUGUCCUGUACACCAUUUCUGUUUUUCUCAUCAUCAUUCUAUUUUCCUGGUUAAUCUCGACAUCUUCAGAGAAUGACAAGGACAGUGAUAAAGAUGAUGACAUUGAGGAUGAUGACGAAAUUAUAGGAGGAGAUGAUAAAAUUAUUAAGAUUCAUUCACAAAAUCUUUUGUAUAAUUAAUAUUGAUGUACAUGCUGUUAGGGGUCGUCCAUGCUGCUUAAGGCGUCUUUGUGUAAUCCUCUUGCUGAUCAGUUUGAUAAUUGUAAAAAAAAAUUACAAUCAUAAACCACAAAGAAUUUAGUAAAAAUUUCAUAAGGGAGAUCAAUCUAUAUAUUUGGUUGUUAUUAUCCACAAAUGUAAACAAAGCAAGUUUUUUCUCUGAUUCACUUUAAACAAAUGAUUUAUUUAGGGGUCAUUUGUACAUAACAUACUCCCAAAAAAAAAAUGUUAGGAAACACACACACAACACACCCCCCCCCCCUUAAAUAAAAAAAUUAUUUAAUUAGGGGUCAUUUGUAAAUAACAUACACCCAAAAAAAAAAAUGUUAGGAAACACACACACAACACACCCCCCCCCCCCCUUGAUGCAUCCAUCCUUUUUUCGGCUCACCCAAUCUUGGGCAAAUUGGGUUUACAUUAAAAUUAAGGAUGCUUCUGUGAAAGGAAAGACUACAAUUUUGAAGUACUUUGUGACAGUAAUUUAUUUGUGAAAUGUUUAGUAAGAGAAAUGGAUUGAAUGAAUAAAAGAAUUAGUAAGGAUGUUUUUAUAUAAAUAUUUGCAAUAAACAAUGUUACAAUUUGUAAAUUGUUUUUAUUUUGUAUUCAAAAUUUAUGGAAAGGAGAUUAUAAUAAAGUAUCAUAUGUACAUAUUAU